GCAUUGCGCAAAGAUUAUAUGGAAGAAAGCGUUUAAUGACUGAAUGGGAAAACAUAGCCAUUGGUUACUUGAUUUUUAAAAUACAAAAUUGCAAUGUUCACCAGUUACAAAAAUAGCGCAAUUUUGAACAUUCAAAAACUAAGAGUGAACGGAAGCAUCAAUGUUCAAAAACUUAAUUAGUGGCCCCCUUUUACUUUCCGCUACCAUUCGUGCUGCGUGCUUAACGUUUAUUUGGUACCUAUCACUUAAUCUGGAAACUGUUAAAAACUUUGUUAAUACCACAUCAGUGACUCAUCCCUUAUCAUUUGGACACAGGAAGACCUGAUAAUAGUAAUAACUAUCACGUAUUUUCCUAGUUACAUAUGAAAAGUUACUCGUGUGUGCAAGUUUAUGGCAAUGGGUUGGUUUGAUUAUGGUCGCAUCGAAGGUCUUCCUUCCCAGUAUCCACCCCAUAAAACACCCGUUACAGUAGAUGUCUUAGAAGCGGGUUUUAUCUGCGCUUUUCUCAUACUCGCGAUUUGUUGCUAUGUGUCCCUGGCAACUCCCCGUCUUAAACACGUAAGUUUUUCAACCCCCUUUAAUUGCAUAAUAAAUCACAAGCUCUUUCAGUACGGAUACCUAGCCAUCCGUGUCACUCUUAGCCUUCUGAUCGGUUUAUUUAUUAUGCUUGCGAAUUUCGGACAAGAAUGGGAGGUGAGCCAUAUUAGAACGAAAACACCGUACAGGGUGGGAACUGGACAUGAGAUCGAUGCGGAAAUCGGUGUCAAAAUUGGUCUUCGGUCCGUGAAUGUGACUCUAAAAAGUGAACCCGAUGGACCUUUAGCUCACGAAAUAAUCAAUUAUAACGAGAGGUUCGAGUGGACUUGGGAUCAAGGAAACUUUGGAUUUGGACCGUUUGCUGGUCUUCUACAACGCCAGUUUCGAGCGGCUCAGUAUCGAGGUGUGCCCCUACCGAUCCUCUGGAUAAUCGAUUAUUUCGUAAUCGACGGCGAGGGCUAUCGCUUCGGGAGGUUCUACCGUACAGCCGGAUGGUACACCCAUAUUCUGAUAUGGACUGCCUUUCCAUGCUGGUUGCUCGCAGUCAUACUCUUUAGAUCAGUCAUCCGUUACGGGGGAUACUUCUUAUUCUUAACCGGAUGUCUAUUGAUAUUGGCUAAUAUUACAUGGUCGGUUGUUAGAAACCCUGCGGAUUUGGUUAUUCCUUUCGAGGACGCCGAAAUUGUUAUGAAGUAUGGUUUUAGUUAUUGGCUGUGUUUGUUCACAGGUCUCCUGUGCGUUGCAUUGUCAAUUACCAUUAUAGUCAUUGAAGCGAAGUGGGACACUGCGAUCUCAAUUUUCUUUGGAAUUGAUCCUCUAACAUGUUUGGAUGAGUAUAUUCUAACACAAAGUGAGUUGGAACUGUUACGAAAAAAAGAUAGCGCGACAAAUGACAUCCAAAUGAACGAGAUGCAGCCUUCCACUUCUAAACAGCACAUAGAUCCCAACGAGUUGCAAACCGUAUUCUUAAAGAGAAAGACGAGUAUUCAUUUUACGGGAGCAAUUCAAAGGAUUCGCAAAGCGAGCUUGAGGCCGCGCGAGGAUCAACAGCCUCUUUACGGGAACAUGGAGACAAUUAAGGAAGAAAGCAGGCGCCGGAUGGUGUAAAAUGCGUACUAUGUGUAAAUAAUAAAACAUUCACAUUCAUAUUGUGUAUUAUUAUGUGUUUCGAACACAUAGCAGGAUUUUGAAUUUAAAAUUAUUUUAGACCACGGUCUAAGAAAAUUAUUCACAUAUUUGAGGUUAAAUAAAAUUUUGUUUGUUUGGCA
Photinus pyralis (common eastern firefly) is the source of this 1805-nucleotide messenger RNA. RefSeq names its product dual oxidase maturation factor 1-like. The transcript is spliced from 6 exons. The record is from RefSeq and is a predicted model, not a curated record. Gene Ontology annotation, biological process: protein transport. Gene Ontology annotation, cellular component: endoplasmic reticulum membrane. Bases 391 to 1644 code for a protein of 417 amino acids. NCBI's taxonomy places the organism in Eukaryota, Metazoa, Arthropoda, Insecta, Coleoptera, Lampyridae.